UUGUUAUAAUAACCAAAGUAGCAACUGCGCGUGUGCAGAAAGGCUAAGGUGGAGUGGUGUCUGUGUACGUGUAUGUAGACGCCUUCUGUACAUCUCUCUGUGUCAUUUCUCUUAAUUAAGACAUCAUGUCGGAUCUUGUCUCAGUUGCUGCGAUCAAGGAUCUUCUGACAGAGUGCCCAAUAUGUAUAGAACACUUUGAUGACGCAACACGAAUUCCUCGUCGUAUGCCAUAUUGCGUACAGUCCAUAUGUCAGCCCUGUCUGGAAAGCUACAGUGGAGGUGCUGCAACCCUAUCCUGCCCCAUGUGUCGACGGCGACAUAAUCUGCCUGGUGGGGUGAAAUCUCUGCCCAAAGAGACUGUCAUCCUGAAGACUCUGGACUACCUCAAGAUCCAGAAAGGUCUCCAUCUGCCAUGUACAGAUUGCCCUGACAAGGAAAUAGCUGUAGCUCAGUGUGACAACUGUGGAACAUUUUUAUGUUCCAUUUGCUUAAGUGCCCAUAAACGGAAUACGGUAUCAAAGACCCACACUAUAAAUACAUUUGAUGAAAUGAAGGGCCGACCUCUACAGAGUUUUCGUCGUCUACAUCAGUGCAGUCAGCACCAACAACCUGUACAGUUCUACUGCUACACUUGUGACAAAGUCGUCUGUGUGUCCUGCACUGUAGUAGAUCACAAAGAAGGGAAGGGACACAACGUCGUGUCCGUGAAUGAAGCACACCAAGGAAAGGCGAAGUCCAUAAAUGAUGUUUUAGGAAAGAUAGAAGAGAAGACAAAGAGACUGAGCGAAACGGAGUCAGCCCUUCAAAAGAAGAUAGAGAACAUCAAAUUGUCAAUGAAGGUAGCAAGAGAUGAUAUCAAUAAAAUCUUUGACAACCUGAAGGAUAGGCUGAAUCAAAGAAGAACAAUCCUUCUAUCAGAUGUUGAGGGGAAAUCUGCUGAGAAUCUGAAGGUUACAGAGGAGGCCUUGGAUUCGACAAGACUACUGCUGACUAAAGUGAAAUCUUCUUCCGAAUACAUGCGACAGAUGCGCAACAAAGCUGACAAGGUAGAAGCUCUUCAAGUAAUGGGAUCAUCUAAGGCAUCUUUGAACUCCAUGUUGAAGGAGUCACCACAGGAAAUACCCUUUGACAGGACUGGAGUCAGCUUUGUUCAAGCAAACGUACAACAUCUGCAGAAUACUAUCAAUGUGGCAGGAAUGGUCAGAUCAGUCACGUUCUCCCCAACAGAGAGGCCGAAUGGUAUCCCAGAUACUGCAGUACACAACGUCAUCACACUGGAACCUGCAGUGUUCCCUACAGUGAUGGCGAUGGACCGGAGCAUCUGUGACCAGGAGAUAACAUGCCCGACUCUGGAAUGGGACUCAAGCACUGCUCAUAACUAUAUUGACGUGUCUGAAUGUGUAAUCACAAACACCACCUCAGCCGCCCCUUCUCCUGACACAGGAUGUCGGAUACAAAAUAUCUAUUCAUGUCUGGCAUCCAGGCCUUUAAUGGUUAAAAACUGUCAAGCCCAGCGAUGCAUGUAUCGCGUAAAAUUUCGGGUUUGUGUAAAGGAAUUGAUAGAAGAUAAGAAACUUAUACAAGAGAUUGCCCUGACUCCCACCCCUGUAGAUGCUGCCUUGAAUCAACUCACUGGACUGAGUGUACGUGUUUCUACAUGCCCCAACCACAAGCAGCAGCUGUGUCUCUGUGUGGGCUAUAAUAGCACCCUCCUCACUGAUCGCCCUCUCAUUCAGAACAGAGUUGGACAAUCUAUUGACCUACAACUGUGUUUUCUAAUGGAUGGGGCUAAUGACAAAAUAUUGGUUAUUGAUGCCGGUGAUAACACAGUGUACACCACCGUCACAGAUGUUGCUUUUGACAGACCAAUGUGGGUCAUGAUGUAUGUUGGUAAUCCCGCAACAUCAGAUGGAAGAGGAGAACUGAUUACAGGCCACAACAUCACAGGAACCUUCGCCAACUACAAUCAUUAGACUAGUUUCCACUAUCCACAACAAUCACACACUCCAUGUAACAUGCAAUGUAUAAAAGCACAGCUCAGUAAAAUAAUAUGUAUGCCUUUGACACAUUAUCAACUUGUGUACAUAUGUAAAAACACGUUUGAUUUACAUAUUUAAUACAAAUAUUAAUGUAACCGUGACGAUCCGGUUUAGAAUCCUGCUUGCCGUAAGAGGCGACUAUGCUUGUUGUAAGAGGCGACUAAAGGGAUCGGGUGGUCAGGCUCGCUGACUUGGUUGGUGCAUGUCAUCGUAUCCCAAUUGCGUGGAUCGAUGUUCAUGACAACAAUCACUGGAUUGUUUGGCCCAGACUCGAUUAUUUUCAGACCGCCGUCAUAUAGCUCGAAUAUUGCUCAUUGCGACGUUAAACAACAAACGAACGAGCAAAGCAAAUCCGAAUGAAUUUUGAAACCAUAAUAAUGCAACACGGCUGAUGUUCAGUACUUUUCCUUAGUAUCUUACUGUCGCAAAACAUUAAGCGGCAAAGUGGACAUUAUUUGAACGCAGACUAGAAUAACAAAGUUAAUGACUGAAUAUUCUCACGCUAGCAUAAAUUGCGUCUUACCUUCGAAGAGUGUAAUGUUUUACAAUCAUAUCAAUUCUCAUUUACCGAUUAUCGCAUGCUGACCAUGGCAAAUACUAUUUCAAGUAAACAUGACACCGUGGUGUAGUUGCUGUUGCCCAUUAUGAAUGUAUACACACAUUUAGGUUAACAGUACUAUCCCGAGAGCAAUAUAGAAUUGACAGCAACUAUAAAAGUCCUGACAAAAAAGUCUUCGUUGAAAUCAUUUAAGCAUUGCCAUUGUCAACGUGUGGCAAUAAUUCAUGGGAGAUAACUCGUGUGGUACUACUGAGUAGGGCACCACCACAUCUCUAUCCCCGCUCCAUAUCGAUACAUCCUCGCCUGUAAUCAACUCAUUUGAACAGUCCCGUGAUAUUUGUUAUUACCAUGUUUAACUGCAAUUGUAAAAAGUCCGCAUUUGUGCAUUUUCAUUUUUUAGAAAUGAUUAUGUACUUUUUCAUCUGACAUCAUGUUCUCUACUUCGACCAAUGUUUAUGAUGUUCACAAAGGACUACGUCAUUUAAUGUCAGCGAGUUCGUUAUAUAUAAAGCUAUGUCAGUCAUGUCACGUCAUCUGAGUAAGUAAAAUACCUCCAAGGUAAGGGCUGGACUGAAAAUUAUAUUUUGAUUAGGGUUUUUAUGACUCGGGGCACGGGCUGCUCAGUCGACAUAGACGGGACAUAGCCAGGUGGCCGUGCUUUCCUAUUUCAUACUUAGAUUAAGGUUCUUGGUUUAUGAGUAAUAUUUCCGUGAUUAAGGUUUUCAUUCAUCAUUUAGCCGACGUGCUCUUAUUUUAACUGAGCUAUUGCUCAAAGGAACGGUAAACCUUACACACUCCAACCCAAAUUACUUUGACGACACAAUAAUGAUGGCUAACUUCACCUAGUACAUCCACUCGUGAAAUAUGAACAUGUUUUCCUCUCUGUGUGGUUAUGUGGGAUGGGGUGAGUUUGGUUAGGAUGGGGUGAGGUUGAGGUGGGUGGGUUUGGGUUUGGGGUUGGGUAUGGGGAGUUAGUCGUAUUCAAUGAUACCUUUUCGAAUGGUAGUUUUUAAGUGACUUCACCCCUUGUAUAAUAUCACAGGAAAGAAAUCAUCUGGUAAAAUGAUGUGGUCAUGUUAUUCUCUGUGGAAUUAUUAUUCAAAGUUCUUUCCGCAUUGGUUAAUCAGUAUCAGCAGUCAUAAUUUAUGUUUCUAUUGUCUACAAUGUAUGACGUGUCUGCCUUGUUUCCUUAAGACAUUGGUAUGAAUAUUUCUUGCAGAAAAUAGAACCCAAGAGCCUCAUAAGUAUUAAUGUUGUAUACUUGCUGUGUAGUCGAACACUACUUACGUUAAUGCUGCUGUACAUAGCGCGCGCGCGCGUGUGUGUGUGGAUUGUUCCUUAUUGUGAAAGAUAUACAUUUAUUAUACAUUUAAGAUGUCACCAUGAAAUGUCUUAAAGUGUUCAUUUAUUGUGAAGUUGUGCAAGUGUAUACAGCAAUUCCCAAUGUUAGUAUUAUCUAGAUAUGUAUAUUCGUAUUAUGAUGUUAUAUUAACUGGAUUAUGAAUGAAAAAGUGAAGUGCAACAUAUAGGUUAUGUUGCAAUGUUUUGAAUGGGGCUUCAAAAUUGCUUGAAUUUGUGUGAGAAACAUCGUCAUUUAAAAUAUAAACUUACCCUGUUUUGAAAUUUGAUGUAGUCCCCCUGUAGAGGAGAUGCCUCUUACUUUAAUUUGUAACCGAGUGCUUUACACGAACCAAGAUCUAUGAUGUGGUUUCACAUUAACCUGUUGAUUUAUUGGGAAUGAUCCUGUUGGUGCAACGUGAUUGCCAAUGGAACUGGAACAGCCGCAAUUUAGGCUGCAGAUGAGUGACACGACACGAGUGAUUUGUGACCUGUCAGUUUCAAGAUUUCACGGCAUUCGACGCCAAUAUUUGAAAGAAAUGUGACAGUUUUGGUUCUGACACAGAGGUUCUGUAUAAUUAGUGAGAAAACGCUACAUUCACCAUGAUCUAUCGUUAGUUUCGCCCUAUGAAUUAGUGUCCUGUGUCAACUAUGUAUACGCUCAUAGGCUUCAAACAUUCCAUUGAUGCACUGAGUGCAUCUGCUGAAAUGUCAACAGUCAAGGCUGGUGAAAAAUAAUCGUGUGAAGAUCAUUAUUUCCACCCUUGACAUCCAGACUAGGCCUAUUUUGGAAGAUUGACCGUUGUUGCUUCAAGGUAAAUAUUAAUGUCAAUGACUUUAUUGCUCUCACAUAUACUUUUGUGGAUUUUGUACUACCACUAUAGUGUGUCCACCCGUUGUAAUUACUUUGCAGUAAUUUGUACUGAUUUGUAAACUUAGUUAAUUCUAUAUGACAGUUGUUGAUUGUAUAGCAUUUCUUUGCCUUUUGUUUUUGGUAUGCCGUCUGUGACAGUUUAACUCAAACUGAUAUUUUCAACUUUAGCCAAACUAUUGUUAACAAGGAGAUAAGUACAUAUCUAAAUAUGCUACCAGUGACAAAGUCGAGGAACUGACGUCUUUGCACGCGGAGAAAACAAUCAAGUAAAGUUCAAGGAAUUGCUUCAUGCAUGAAGUCGCUGAGGUCAAAUAUCGCAUUUCCAUGAUAAUACAUCAAAUGUUUUGAAUGAUUGCGGAAACCUAACUUCACACAUCUGAAAGAGAAUAUUUUAUAUUGAAUCUGUUUUUUUACAGUUUUAUUGUAUAUACCUUUUUUAUGAUUGCAAAGAUUAUUCCUGUGGCUAUACGGCUGAAAUGUUGACGAAAUGAUGUUGUGUAACACAAUCACUAACUGAAACAGGAACGCGGCUAUUGAGAUAACCUACAACGAUAACAUCAAACCCUAUUGUAAUAACUAACCUGGCCGUCUAUGUGAGCAUUGUCAAAACCUGUCAGUUCUCAUGUGUUUGACACAUGUGCAGGGCUGUAGGUCACCAGAUCCACUUUCUUACCUCUUACGAGCCGCAUAGACUGCAAGUGACCAAACAUAACCGGGAACUAGAUGUUUUAGAAUCAAUGCAGAAACUGAUCAUUGUUUUUGAAAGGAAAGGGCAUUGUUAUACAGGAUAUAUGAAGUCUACUGGUAUAAGUAUAUUUAAGCCUCGCUUAAUUGGAUAUGUGUUAAAUGCUUCUUCAAAACCGAUGUUAAACUGUUCGUGCUUGUGAAUUGUGUUACCUUUCUUUUGCCUCACAUCAUCAAUACCCCACGGGCUUGACAGCACUGCAUUCUUCUAUAUGAAGCAAUGUCAACACACAUCGUUCUUUACUAUAAGGUAGCAAUAUAGUGUAAAGACGGAAUAUAUAAAUAUUUAAAAGCACAAAUAUAUUGGCAUACAAAUAUAUAUAACUAUAAAUAAUAAAUACACAUAUAUAUUUGUGUUAGUUUUAAGCCACACACAAACCUACAAACAUAUGAGGCUAUGACAACGCGAGCAUGUUAUUGAUUUUGCCAUGUAACCUGCCAAACAUAGCACUGACCAAAGAUAAUAGAACUUCAGGACAGAAGACGGAUCCUUGUCAGACAUUGAAGGCUUUUUUAGCAAUGGUUUUAAACUCACUAACGAGGCCGUAGAGUCAACUAAACAACUGCUAAACAAGGUAACGUCUUCUUUGGACAACCACACAGCAGAUAAGGAGUAGAGCUGACCAGACAGAAGAUCUACAAGUUACGACAUCAUCGGCUUCUUCUUUCAAAAGGAUGUUGCAGGAGUCUCACAUUGAGAAACAAUAUACGAGGACAGGCGUAGGCUUUGUACCUGCCAACCUGACCCACCUUUCCUCCGCAAUCCAGGGAGCAGGACUGAUAAGGUCAGUCACGUACUUCCCAACACAGAGGCCGGGAUAUGUACCAGGGGCUGACAGAUACAUUGCAAUCACACUGACACCUGCAGAAUUUCAAAAGGGUAAAUUAAUUUUUAUUAUGUACAUGUAUGUAAAAAUAUCUAUAAAAUGUUAUUGUCGACAUGAGGUAGCUGUGGUUCGACAGUUUGUGAUGACUACUGUCCCACGUCUGCUUAUAAUGACUUAAGUUUAUAACUAAAUGUAAACGGUUGGAUAUAUUCAUUAUUAUAGUGUGUUUGGGUAUGUUGUAGUGAAACUAACAUUUAGUUUUAAAUAGAUAAAGGUAUAUCAUAAUCUUUAGUUCGACAGUUGGUCUAUUUCAUUUCUUAGUUACAUUGUAAUCUGUUUAAGUCGCUGAUGUGGACAAGACGAUUUCCAGUGGAGAUGAAGCCAUUUCAUGUGAGAUGUCAUGUAUUUAAGCUCCAACUUAUCUUACUCAUGUGCCCAUCAACAUAAGGGGCACCGCUUGACCUGUGAUGUAAGGCUCCUGUGCGGAUUUCCGUAGACGGUUAUGCCAAAGUCUGUAGAUGAUUGGUUUGAAUCAAAAUUGAACCUUGACUAUGACUCUUUGUUUGUCUACAUCAUACGCAUCCUCAUCGGUUUCACAAGCACCAGAUGCUUGCCGUAAGAGGCGACUAACGAGAUCGGGUAGUCAGGCUCGCUGACUUGUUUUCUGUUUGUCAUAAUAUCCCAAUUGCGCAGAUCGAUGCUGGUCCAAACGCGAAUAUUUACAGACCGCCUUCAUAUAACUGGCGGCGUUAAAUAACAAACAGACAAAAAAUCCCAAGCUACAGAUAGUCGUGGAAGUUCGAUGGAUAGAUGAAGGACAUUAAAAAAAACCCAUAUAACUGUUCAUAUGAUUUGCUUUGUCUUGUACUAUAUAUUUCGUUGAAAUGAAAUGUCACUUUUUUUACUUGAAGGAAUAAUACAUGGGAGGUGGAAAAUACAUAUUUCGUCUUGUAUCAUUUUAAUAAAAACAUUCUCAGUUAUGAGGCGACUGUCAACUUGAAUGGGUGUUAUGUUAUACUGAUUCAAUAAUGUGUAUUUGUGAAUGAGACUUACAAUGAAUGUGUUUUGUGUUAUUAGUUCGUCUCUUGUUUCCUCCCUAGGUCCGCACCUUGAAUGGCACUGCAGUACAGCGAGUGACGACAUCACUGUAUCUGAUACUUUGGUAACAAAUGAAAAGCCCAAGACUCCGCCCAAAGACAUAGAAUGUCGAAAAAGGUCGUGGAGACGUCUGUUGACAUCAAGACCUUUGGUUAUCAGAGGUGGAAGCCGAGAGAUGUUUCUGGUGAAAGUCAGCUUCUCUUUGAAAAAAGGGUCACUGAGAAAAGAAGCAUGGUGUUUGAGACAGCAAUGAUUGCCAACCCCGCAGAUACUUGCUGGAACCAAUCAACUGGACUGAGUGUACGUAUCAUAGGAUGUCCAAAGCAUAAGCACCAGCUUUGUCUCUGGGUGAGGUUUGAUGGCAAACUCCUCUCUGAUAUACCUAUUGUUUGCAAUCAAAUUGGUAAGGCAGGUGCCUUACAUCUAGACACUCUACUGGGCGGUAGGAGCAGUAAGAUUUAUGUUGUUGACAUUGGCAACACUACAGUGAUUCAGUCUGUGACUGACACUGUGUGUGAAAGAACAUUCUGGGUCAUGGUGUAUCUAGAUGCAUCCCAAGAUUCAAACAUGACGUGUGAACUAAUAUCAGGUCAAAACCUUACACUAUCAGAAGGAAUGACCCAGUUGUUAUCUCUGAAGGGAAAUGACUAGACGGUGAAUAAACGCGUAAAACAUCAUCAGAGGGGAUGGUCUCCAGGACCCGACGUCCAUAGUGAAAGAAUAAAGAGUUCGUGAUCAUUCCUCCCGUACAGAUCUCAGCGACCAUUGUGUGCAUCCCAUCCUUCCUUGCUCACCCGAAAGGCUCGAACCAUAUUGUAUGUCUUAAAUUCAACUCUACUAUUUUUUAUGUCCGAUGUGGAAGGACACGUGAAGAAAAUGAUGGCGAUGUAAUUCCUUGUUUUAACUUUUCUUUAUGUUCCCGCGUUUGUGCAGGUGAACUCUUGAAUUACUUUUGCAUGUGUUUGUGACGGGUGCCACUGGUGGACCUGGAUGCUCUUACCUUACGUGUACACUUCGUAUCAUCACUAAGUGAUGGUGAUUCAUAGACACCUGCUCAUGAUAUAGUCGGAAUCGUACAACAGACUUUGCCUUUAAGCAGAGAUUUCUUUUGAUUCUGUAAAGGCUUUUGUCGCUAAAUACGCAAUGCUGAUAUUUCGUAAUAUAUCUUUACAGUAC
Molecule: messenger RNA, 8655 nt
Organism: Haliotis rufescens (red abalone)
Lineage: Eukaryota; Metazoa; Mollusca; Gastropoda; Lepetellida; Haliotidae
Product: E3 ubiquitin-protein ligase TRIM33-like
Exons: 4
Coding region: 126-1973 (615 amino acids)
Molecular function (GO): zinc ion binding
Source: RefSeq, a predicted model, not a curated record